Phasianus colchicus (ring-necked pheasant) is the source of this 6227-nucleotide messenger RNA. It is a transcript of the gene ABCC9, whose product is annotated as ATP binding cassette subfamily C member 9. Gene Ontology annotation, cellular component: membrane. Gene Ontology annotation, biological process: potassium ion transport; transmembrane transport. The record is from RefSeq and is a predicted model, not a curated record. Lineage: Eukaryota; Metazoa; Chordata; Aves; Galliformes; Phasianidae. Gene Ontology annotation, molecular function: ATP hydrolysis activity; ATP binding; sulfonylurea receptor activity.
UUCUUUUAUUUUUUUUUGUAGUAGGCGGACCUUCUGGAAGCAAUGAGGCUCGCAUUUUGUGGUAACGACAAUGCGUCAGCAUACAAUAUUACUGCUGGUGUCCUUAGAAAUGUCUGCUUUGUGGAUGCUCUCAACUUGGUUCCCCAUGUCUUCUUGCUUUUUAUCACCUUUCCAAUUUUGUUCAUUGGCUGGGGAAGCCAAAGCUCCAAAGUCCAGAUUCACCACAAUACAUGGCUGCACUUCCCUGGGCAUAAUCUGCGGUGGAUUCUGACAUUCACUCUCCUGUUCGUACACGUGUGUGAAAUAGCAGAGGGCAUAGUUUCUGAUACACAAAUGAAAUCUCGACAUCUCCAUCUCUUUCUACCAGCUAUAAUGGGAUUUGUGGCUGCCACUGUAUCAAUAGUCUAUUACCAUAACAUUGAAACAUCUAACUUUCCAAAGUUACUGUUAGCUCUCUUUCUUUAUUGGAUAAUGGCCUUUGUCACCAAAACUAUCAAGCUUGUCAGAUACUGCCAGGACGGUGUGUCUUUUUCUCAGCUGCGCUUCUGCAUCACUGGAAUUAUGGUGAUUCUCUAUGGGCUGCUGAUGGCUGUGGAGAUCAAUGUCAUUCGAGUUAGGAGGUAUGUAUUCUUCAUGAACCCUCAGAAAGUGAAGCCACCAGAGGAUCUACAAGAUCUCGGAGUGAGGUUUCUUCAGCCAUUUGUCAAUUUGCUCUCAAAAGCAACUUACUGGUGGAUGAAUACACUUAUUAUAUCUGCUCACAAGAAACCUGUGGACCUGAAGGCAAUUGGGAAGCUUCCAAUUGCAAUGAGAGCGCUGACAAAUUAUGUUUGUCUCAAAGAAGCAUACGAGGAACAAAAGAAAAAAGUAGCAGAUCAGCCCAAUCGCCGUCCCUCGAUAUGGUUGGCGAUGUACAGUGCUUUUGGACGACCGAUUCUUCUUAGCAGCACCUUCCGUUACUUGGCUGACUUGCUGGGUUUUGCUGGGCCUUUGUGCAUUUCUGGCAUUGUUCAAGGUUUCCAGAACACGACCCAUAGCACAAAUACAACAGAAAAGGAUCCAUCGAAUUCAUAUCUCUCCUCAGAGGAAUUCCUCAGGAAUGUUUACGUUUUGGCAGUUCUCCUCUUCCUGGCCCUUAUCCUGCAGAGGACAUUCCUGCAGGCCUCCUACUACGUGACUACAGAAACUGGCAUCAAUCUACGAGGUGCUUUAUUGGCAAUGAUAUAUGAUAAGAUCCUGCGGCUUUCCACAUCCAACUUGUCCAUGGGAGAGAUGACACUGGGCCAAAUCAAUAACUUGGUUGCCAUAGAAACAAAUCAAUUAAUGUGGUUCUUGUUCCUGUGCCCCAAUUUGUGGGCUAUGCCUGUUCAGAUAAUAAUGGGCGUAAUCCUACUUUAUAAUUUGCUUGGAAUGAGUGCUUUGGUUGGUGCUGCUGUAAUUGUACUGCUAGCUCCAAUACAGUACUUCAUAGCUACAAAGUUGGCUGAGGCUCAGAAGAGCACACUGGACUAUUCUACAGAGAGAUUAAAGAAAACCAAUGAAAUACUAAAAGGCAUUAAAUUAUUAAAGCUGUACGCCUGGGAGCACAUAUUUUGUAAAAGUGUGGAGGAAACAAGAAUGAAGGAACUCACCAGUCUCAAAACGUUUGCACUUCAUACAUCUCUUUCCAUUUUUAUGAAUGCAGCCAUACCAAUAGCAGCUGUUCUUGCAACCUUUGUGACUUAUGCAUACAUCAAUGACAAGCCUCUGCAGCCUGCCCAGGCCUUUGCCUCACUGUCGUUGUUCCAUAUCCUGGUCACACCAUUGUUUCUGCUUUCCACUGUGGUUCGUUUUGCAGUCAAGGCUAUCAUAAGUGUACAGAAGCUGAAUGAGUUUCUACUCAGUGAUGAGAUUGGAGAUGACAGCUGGAGAGGUGGGGACAAUUCUGUAGCUUAUGAAUCCUGUAAGAAGCACACAGGACUUCACACCAAGGCCAUCAACAGGAGGCAGCCCUUAAGGUAUCAGCUUGAAAACUAUGAACAGUCAUCAAGAAGGCAAACACGCCCUGUGGAGACCGAUGACAUCGCAAUCAAGGUGACCAACGGAUACUUUUCAUGGGGAAGUGGUUUAGCUACCUUGUCCAAUAUAAAUAUCAGAAUCCCAACAGGUCAGAUGACAAUGAUUGUGGGUCAAGUUGGCUGUGGCAAGUCCUCACUUCUCCUUGCUAUAUUAGGAGAGAUGCAGACACUGGAGGGAAAAGUUCACUGGAGCAAUGUAAAUGAAACAGAGCCUUCUUUUGAAGCAUCCAGAAGUAAAAACAGAUACUCGGUGGCUUAUGCAGCUCAGAAGCCAUGGCUAUUGAAUGCAACAGUGGAGGAAAACAUUAUCUUUGGGAGUCCAUUUAACAAACAGAGGUACAAAGCCGUUACAGACGCAUGUUCUCUGCAGCCUGACAUUGACUUACUACCAUUUGGUGAUCAGACAGAAAUUGGAGAAAGGGGGAUUAAUUUAAGUGGUGGCCAACGACAGAGAAUCUGCGUGGCUCGAGCACUCUAUCAGAACACCAACGUUGUCUUCUUGGAUGACCCAUUCUCUGCUCUGGACAUUCACUUAAGUGAUCAUUUAAUGCAGGAAGGAAUUUUGAAGUUUCUUCAAGAAGAUAAGAGGACUCUUGUUCUGGUGACGCAUAAGUUACAGUAUCUACCACAUGCUGAUUGGAUCAUAGCAAUGAAGGAUGGAAUGGUGCUUAGGGAAGGGACUCUAAAGGAUAUCCAAAACAAUGAUGUUGAGCUCUAUGAACACUGGAAAACUUUGAUGAAUCGCCAAGAUCAAGAAUUGGAAAAGGAUAUGGAAACUGAUCAGACUACUUUGGAGAGAAAAACUCUUAGAAGGGCCAUGUACCCCAGGGAAUCCAAAGCACAACUGGAAGAUGAAGAUGAAGAGGAAGAAGAGGAAGAAGAUGAAGAUGAUAACAUGUCAACUGUCCUGAGGCUCAGAACAAAGAUGCCGUGGAAAACCUGCUGGAGAUAUCUAACUUCUGGAGGAUUUUUCUUGCUCUUUCUGAUGAUUUUCUCAAAGUUGUUGAAACACUCAGUUAUAGUGGCUAUAGAUUAUUGGCUUGCUACAUGGACAUCCAUGGACAAUGCAAAUGAAUUAAGGAAUCCUGAUGAUGAUCGGAGCACAGAAAAGACUUACCAUGUAGCUGUCUUCAGUAUCCUCUCUGGAGCAGGGAUUGUCCUAUGCCUCAUAACAUCUCUGACCGUGGAGUGGAUGGGCCUCACAGCAGCCAAAAAUCUACAUCAUAAUCUCCUCAAUAAAAUCAUCCUUGGACCAAUCAGGUUCUUUGACAUGACUCCACUGGGGCUUAUUCUAAAUCGCUUUUCUGCUGAUACAAAUAUAAUUGAUCAGCACAUUCCUCCUACCCUGGAGUCUCUUACCCGGUCCACCUUACUCUGCCUAUCAGCCAUCGGAAUGAUCUCAUAUGCCACUCCAUGGUUCCUUGUCGCCCUUGUGCCACUAGGGAUAGCAUUUUACUUCAUCCAGAAAUACUUCAGAGUUGCUUCCAAGGACCUCCAGGAACUUGAUGACAGCACCCAGCUACCAUUACUCUGUCAUUUCUCUGAAACAGCUGAAGGCCUUACCACCAUCAGAGCAUUCAGGCAUGAAUCCAGGUUUAAACAACGCAUGCUGGAACUAACAGAUACGAACAACAUUGCCUACUUAUUUCUAUCGGCUGCCAACAGAUGGCUGGAGGUCAGGACGGAUUAUCUUGGUGCUUGCAUAGUUCUUACUGCAGCUAUCACUUCCAUCACCGAAGGGCCAAACUCAGGGUUUGUGGGGCUAGGUCUCCUGUACGCUCUGACGAUAACCAACUAUUUGAACUGGGUGGUGAGGAAUCUGGCUGAUCUGGAAGUACAGAUGGGUGCUGUAAAAAAAGUACACAGCUUCUUGAACAUGGAGUCGGAGAACUAUGAUGGCUACUUGGACCCUUCUCAAGUCCCAAAAGACUGGCCCCAAGAGGGGGAAAUCAAGAUUGAAAAUUUGUGUGUGCGAUACGAAAACAACCUGAAGCCUGUUCUCAAACAUGUUAAAGCUUAUAUUAAACCAGGACAAAAGGUUGGGAUCUGUGGUCGUACUGGCAGUGGCAAGUCAUCCCUGUCUUUAGCAUUCUUCAGAAUGGUGGACAUAUUUGAUGGGAGGAUAGUGAUUGACGGAAUAGACAUCAGCAAAUUGCCUCUUCACACUCUCCGUUCCCGACUCUCCAUUAUCCUCCAGGAUCCGAUACUGUUCAGUGGUUCCAUCCGCUUCAAUUUGGAUCCAGAAUGCAAGUGCACCGAUGAUAGACUCUGGGAAGCUCUGGAGAUUGCUCAGCUAAAGAACAUGGUCAAAUCAUUGCCAGGAGGCCUUGAUGCAAUGGUAACAGAAGGAGGAGAGAACUUCAGUGUAGGACAAAGACAGCUCUUUUGCCUGGCCCGAGCCUUUGUUCGCAAGAGCAGCAUUCUUAUCAUGGAUGAAGCCACAGCAUCUAUAGACAUGGCCACAGAAAAUAUUUUGCAGAAGGUCGUGAUGACUGCCUUUGCAGACCGCACAGUUGUAACAAUAGCGCAUCGGGUCCACACUAUCCUAACGGCAGACCUGGUCAUUGUCAUGAAGCGAGGGAACAUUUUAGAAUAUGAUACGCCUGAGAACCUGCUUUCUCAAGAGGACGGCAUCUUUGCUUCAUUUGUCCGGGCUGACAUGUGAAGAACCACAUGAUGUGUUUUAAAAGCUUAUUUUUAAACAGAUGAAAUGCAUAUUUUUAAAUUCAGUGUAACAUCACUUUCAGCUUUUUUUUUUCAGAGCUUCUUCUUUAUUCACAAUUCCGUCUCCCAAAAUAAUAAAUCCCAUUGCAAUGCAUGUAUUUCUCAAAGCAAUAAAAAUGUCACUUAAUUCAAGCCAUUAAAUUUCAUGCUCACACGCACGCACACACACACACAGGCAGACGUCUUGAUUUCCUGGAAAUCUGGCAUUUUAAUAGACUCUGUGACUUUAUUUUCUUUUGUAGAGAGCAAAAGAAAAUGCAGUGCUCUUACAAGCUGCAUAUGUUAUUCUGGAACCAAGAAUAAAAUCGUGCCGUUUGUCAAGGAAGCAAGAGACCCCCAGAAGAAUGCUAUUCCCAGGGGGGGAAAGUUAAAAGACAACAAAUCUAAGCCCAUAACUCUUGGGGCAAUCUGCUGCAUUCCAAAGGCAUAAACUUUGCUCUUCAAGUUGUAGGGGAUGAGCAGUGAAUGAGAGAAAGGAAAUUCAUCAGAAGUAAGGAAAUUCUUCCUGCCCUUCACAUUAGUUCACACACUAUAGUUGGCACGGUAUUGCAUUUUCUAUGCAAUGAUAACUUAUCCCUACAGUCAGUUCCUACAUCCAUAUUUGUUCUACAGAAUUCUUUGAACCAAGGACACAAAUCAUCUUGGAAUUCUGCAUGCUUUGAUAGGCUCAUAGAGGAAUACAUUUUGUACGACUUUUUAUUGAAAUUAAUCUGAAUGUAUAAAGUUGAUAUUAAUCAAUCUUUUUAAAAAUUUCCACUAAAAUAUUCUACUUAAAAUGGCGUGUAAUCAGCCAACCACUAAUUGCUUUAUAUGUCUUAAGCCCUUCAAAUUAUUUUUUUAUGUUGGAACAAUUAUCAAAUGAAUUCUGCAUUUUCAAGAUUUUAGGUCACUUAUAUUCGUAUUUACCUCAUACAGCUUUGAUAAGAUUGCCCACACUUGGCUAAUGCAUAGGGCUAAAUUCUGAAUCAUGAUAAUUGCCCAGUGGACAAUAAAUCCCUAGGAGUUUCACAGACAUUUUCUCAAAGGCGGAGUCUGAAAUGCUCACUUCAAUCGUAAUAUUCAAUGUGAUCUUAUUUGUCUAUUUUUAUGAGGUUUAGAAUGAACAUGAAGUGCACUUAAACUUAUUGUUAGUGUAAUGAAAACAAUAUGAAACAAUACCUGGCAAAAGAAAAGUAAGACUUGAAAUUCAGACUGCAUUUAGUCUGAUGAUACAAUGGUUUAUCUGUUUUUUUCAUCUUGUUCAAAAUAAAAUCUUCAUGAUACGACUAAACACAAAACUCAGCUUGGAACAUUUUAAUAGGGAAAGUACUUUGUGAUUUCCCUAAGAACUGCUGUGAGAAGUUAUUGCUCUUCUCUCCAUUAAUAUCCUGUGUUGAACUCUGUCUUACAAAGAAAAUAAAAAAAUAAAGCAGAUGUUUACAGUGGAAAAGCACGCUGUUACGCAGA